UUCUUGUCAAGAAAGCCAAAGUCUUUUGUAGAACUAUAUAUCCCCUCUUAGGGUUUUUUGGGUUUGAGAGAUUUGGGAUCAAUCAAAAAAGGAAAGUAUGCAUCUUUACAAUGCUUGGCUCCCUCCACCUGUCGCCGACGACUCCAAGAAGGAGUCCGACUCCUUCUCCCGCGUCGUCUCCUCCGUCAAGGCCUCCUACCGCUCCGAUGACCCGGAUUCAGUCUACUCUACUCUCAAAUGGGUCUCCGUCAUUGACCUUUUUAUCAAGGCUAAGAGUGAAGUGAAUUUGGAGGAUGUGAGUGGACUCAUUGAGUUUGGGUUGGAGUUGUUUUGUGUAUCUGAAAACAAGCUUUAUGCUCAGGUUAGGUGGGGAAAUAUACUUGUGAAGUUGCUGAACAAGUUUCGGAAGAAGUUGUCGUUGAAGGUGAAGUGGCGCCCGAUGUAUGAUACUCUGAUUCAUACACAUUUCAGCAGGAACACAGGUCCUGAGGGCUGGAGAUUGAGACAACGGCAUUUUGAGGCUACUACUUCUCUUGUUCGGUCUUGCCGGAAGUUUUAUCCACCAGGAUCUGCUGUUGAGAUAUGGUCUGAGUUUAGAUAUUUGUUGGAAAAUCCAUGGCAUAAUUCAUCCUUUGAAGGAUCUGGGUUUGUCAGACUGUUUCUUCCUACAAAUUCGGACAACCAGGAAUUCUUUACGCAUGAUUGGAUCAAGGAGGUAAUGCACCUGUGGGACUCAAUACCGAACUGCCAGUUUUGGAACAGUCAAUGGACAGCUAUCAUAGCUCGUGUUGUAAAGAACUACAGAUUCAUUGAUUGGGAGAGUUACUUGCCUACACUUUUCACUAGAUACUUAAAUAUGUUUGAGGUUCCUGUUGCAAAUGGAAGCAGCUCUUAUCCGUUUUUGGUGGAUGUCCCGAGAAAUACACGGUUCUUGUUCUCCAAUAGAACAGUCACUCCAGCAAAGGGCAUUGCAAAGUCAAUAGUCUAUCUAUUAAAACCUGGUAGCUCGGUGCUGGAGCACUUUGAAAAAUUGGUCAACCUUUUAGAACAAUAUUACCAUCCUUCAAACGGCGGCCGAUGGACAUACUCAUUAGAGCGUUUUUUGCUCCAUUUGGUAGUUUCAUUCCAGAAGCGUUUACAGAAUGAACAAUUGAAAGUAGAUAAAGAUAGACAGGAUGAACAGUCUCUAGGAAGAUCAGAAAGGCAGUUCUUUGUUAAUGUGGUGCUGAAGUUAAUUGAUCGUGGUCAAUAUAGCAAGAAUGAACAUCUUUCUGAGACAGUAGCUGCUGCAACUUCAAUUUUAUCUUAUGUGGAGCCUUCUUUAAUCCUUCCUUUUGUUGCAUCUCGCUUCCAUAUGGCAUUGGAGACGACGACUGCCACCCACCAGUUGCAAGUUGCUGUGAUGUCGGUAGCAUUUGUUGGACGUUCACUAUUUCUUGAAUCCUUGUCAACAUCUACAGUAAAAUCAACUGAUCCUGGUAGUGAUGAAUCUGGUGAUAUGUUCAUUGAGCUACUGAUGGUUUCUUUAUCCAAUGCAUUACUUGGUAUGGAUGCCAACGAUCCUCCUAAAACCUUGGCUACCAUGCAAUUAAUCGGUUCUAUAUUUUCCAAUAUGUCUUCAUUGGAUGAUGAGUUGUCGGUCAUGCCAAUGAUUCGCUUCUCUGAAUGGUUGGAUGAGUUCUUCUGUCGUUUAUUUUCCUUACUGCUACACUUGGAACCAAGCAGUGUUACGAACGAAGGCUUGCACUCAUCAGCAUCAUCAGGAACUUUCCUGGUUGAGGAUGGUCCUUACUACUAUUGUAUGCUUGAAAUCUUGUUUGGACGACUCUCAAAACCUCUAUAUAAUCAGGCUUUGAAGAAGAUAUCCAAGUUUGUCAAGACAAAUAUUCUUCCAGGGGCAAUUGCAGAGGUCGGGCUGCUUUGUUGUGCAUGUGUUUACUCAAAUCCAGAAGAAGCAGUUACUCAACUGAUCGAGCCAAUUUUACUGUCUGUUAUAACCUCUUUAAAAGGAACACCAUCGACAGGAUUCGGAGGUAGAGGAAUAUAUGAUGCUUCAGUUUCAACCAAGGCUAAACCAACAAUUUCUCCAGCUCUUGAAACAGCCAUCGAUUAUCAAUUAAAAAUACUAUCAGUUGCCAUAAGUUAUGGAGGUCCUACUCUUCUGCGAUACAAGGAUCAAUUCAAAGAGGCUGUUGUUUCUGCUUUUGAAUCUCCAUCUUGGAAGGUCAAUGGAGCUGGUGAUCAUCUUCUUCGGUCUCUACUCGGAAGCUUGGUUCUUUAUUAUCCUCUUGAUCAGUACAAGUGUACUUUGCGUCAUCCUAAUGCUGCUGCAUUAGAGGAAUGGAUCAGCUCAAAAGAUUAUUCAGACGAUAAACCAUUGGUGGGCCCCAAAUGGCAUAUCCCUAGUGUUGAUGAAGUUAAAUUUGCAAAUGAACUUUUGGACCUUCAUCUCCGAUCAGCUUUGGAUGAUCUUCUGAGAAUAUGUCAAACAAAAGUACAUGCUGAUCCAGGAGAUGAGAAAGAGCACUUAAAAGUGACUCUUUUGCGUAUAGAUUCUGCACUGCAAGGUGUUUUGACUUGCUUGCCCGACUUCACCCCAUCAUCCAGGAAUGGAACUGUUGAUAGUCCAAAUCAUGGUUCCUUUCUAAUAGCUGGGGCAACAGGUUCAACCGUGGGCAGUACUAAAUUACGGGAAAAAGCUGCUGAGAUUAUACACACAGCAUGCAAGUAUGUACUUGAGAAAAAAUCAGAUGACAGCAUCCUCUUGGUCCUCAUCAUUCGUAUUAUGGACGCGUUAGGCAACUAUGGAAGUAUGGAGUAUGAUGAAUGGGCUAACCACAGGCAGGCAUGGAAAUUGGAAUCUGCUGCCAUUAUAGAGCCUUCAAUAAAUUUUAUUGUUUCAGCUCACUCCAAGGGGAAAAGAAGGCCACGGUGGGCACUCAUUGACAAGGCAUUCAUGCACAAUACUUGGAGAUCAUCCCAGUCAUCCUAUCAUAUAUUUCGAACUAAUGGGAAUUUUGGUCCACCAGAACAUGUGAAUCUUUUGGUGGAUGAUCUUCUAAAUCUCUCUUUACAUAGCUAUGAAACUGUUAGAAUACUUGCUGGUAAAUAUCUUUUAAAAAUGAUAAAGAGAUGGCCAUCUAUGAUUUCAAAGUGUGUUCUCUCACAUACCGAUAAUUUGCGAAACCCCAAAGCACCAGAAUAUGCAGUUCUCGGUUCUUGUGCAGUCCUUGCUACACAAACAGUUCUCAAGCAUUUGACAAUGGACCCAAAAUCGUUCUCGUCAUUCAUCCUUGGAAUCCUUUCAAGCUCUCAUCAUGAAUCACUGAAAACCCAGAAGGCUAUUAAUGAGCUCUUUGUCAAAUACAACAUUCACUUUGCUGGGGUAUCAAGAAUCUAUUUCAAGUCAUCAGAGAAUCAUGGUGAUGCACCAAGUUUUGCAGAUUUAGUUUCUCAGAUCAGUUCUAUGAGUUUUGAUUCUGUGGGCUUGCAUUGGAGGUACAAUCUGAUGGCUAAUAGGGUUUUAUUGCUGUUGGCUAUGGCAUCUAGGAAUGACCCAAAUUCCUCCAAAAUUCUGAGUGAAACUGCUGGUCACUUCUUAAAGAAUUUAAAAAGCCAGCUUCCUCAGACAAGGAUACUAGCCAUCUCAGCUCUAAAUACGCUGUUAAAAGAAUCACCUUAUAAAUUGUCAGACAAAAAACAGAGUUCUCCCUCAGAAAAAUUGCAAGGAGUUGGAAAAUCAUCUCUUGAAGGAGAAUUAACCCAAAUAUUUCAGGAAGAUGGAUUUUUCAGCGAGACUUUGAACAGUCUUUCUCACGUUCAUAUAAUUUCUGACACUGAAAGCAGUUCUAGAGGCGGGCAUGGGAAUUCUUCUUUUCAGAGCCUAGCAGACAAAUCAAUUACUCGCUUUUAUUUUGACUUUACCUCGUCAUGGCCGCGUACUCCAACUUGGAUCUCUUUAUUGGGCAGUGACACUUUUUAUUCAAAUUAUGCGAGAAUAUUCAAACGGCUAUUACAAGAAUGUGGGAUGCCUGUCCUAGUGUCACUGAAAAGUUCACUGGAGGAAUACUCAAAUGCCAAAGAGAGGUCCAAGCAGUGCGUUGCUGCCGAAGCAUUCGCUGGAAUAUUGCAUUCUGAUGUUAAUGGUAUCUCAGAAGCAUGGGAUGAUUGGAUGGCUGUCCAGUUGCAGAACAUAAUUCUAGCACAGUCAGUAGAAUCAAUACCCGAGUGGACAGCCUGCAUACGUUAUGCAGUUACUGGAAAAGGAAAAUUUGGAACUACAGUUCCUCUUUUGAGACAACCGGUCCUAGAUUGUCUGGCAGCACCUUUGCCUGGAACAGUCACUACCACUGUAGUUGCCAAGCGUUAUGCUUUUCUUUCAGCUGCCCUUGUGGAGCUAUCUCCCCAGAAAAUGCCAUUAGCUGAAAUUCAGCUCCACUAUAGAAUUCUGGAGGAGUUGCUCAGUAAUAUGUGCCAUUCAUCCGCCCAAGUAAGAGAAGCUAUAGGUGUUACCCUUGCUGUGGUGUGUUCUAACAUUCGGCUUUAUGAGUCAUUCGAUCAUGAUGGUUCACAUGAGAAUUCUAAUAAAGGUCUUGGCAACCAAUUUGAUGGAAGAAGUUGGGUUUUUUUUCUAAAAGAGCGAGCGUCAGAAGUGGUAAUGAAUAUUCAGAAUACCACUCAUUCUGACAAUCUGGAAACCCCAGAAAAUAAUACUUCAGAAAAUGGGCAUUUGAAUGGCGAUUCACAAGCUGAUGUCAAAUGGAUGGAAACGCUCUUCCAUUUCAUCAUCUCAUCUUUGAGGUCUGCACGAUCAUCAUAUCUGGUGGAUGUAAUUGUGGGAUUUCUUUAUCCUGUGAUAACAUUGCAGGAAACUUCGAGUAAAGAACUGUCAACCUUGGCCAAGGCAGCUUUUGAAUUGCUAAAAUGGAGGGUCUUUUGGGGACCGCACCUCCAGGAGGCCGUAUCUGUGAUUCUUUCUUCUGCCAAUGACUCUAACUGGCGCACUAGAUCUGCAACAUUGACAUAUCUGCGGACUUUUAUGUACAGGCACACUUUCAUUCUCUCUAUUGGGGAGAAACAGCAAAUUUGGAGCACUGUUGAAAAGUUACUUGUGGACAACCAAGUUGAGGUAAGGGAACAUGCUGCAGCUGUUUUAGCAGGCCUAACGAAGGGUGGUGAUGAAGAUCUAGCUAAAAACUUCCGGGAGAAAGCUUACAAAGAAGCUACUGAUCUUCAGAGGAAAAGAAAACGGAGGAAUUUGAGUUCUAGCCAACCUAUUGCUUCCAUUCAUGGUGCUGUACUUGCUUUAGUUGCUUCUGUUCUGUCAGCGCCUUAUGAUAUGCCCAGUUGGUUGCCAGAUCAUGUCACUUUACUUGCUCGUUUUGCUGGAGAACCGACACCGGUGAAAUCUACGGUUACAAAAGCUGUUGCUGAAUUUCGACGAACCCAUGCUGAUACAUGGAACAUACAGAAAGACUCGUUUACUGAAGAUCAACUUGAGGUUCUGGCUGAUACAUCUUCUUCAUCUUCAUAUUUUGCCUGAUUCACAUUGUAAUUCAUAGUAAAGAGAAUAGAAUCAUAGAUAUAGUUGUACCACAGUUAAUUGAGAACUAGCAAUAUACUAAUCAUUUUUAUAAAAAUUUCUUGUGUCAUAAUUGAUUGUGAUGGCUUUAUUUACACCA
This is a messenger RNA of Argentina anserina (silverweed cinquefoil), 5681 nucleotides long. RefSeq names its product proteasome activator subunit 4. Gene Ontology annotation, biological process: proteasomal ubiquitin-independent protein catabolic process. Lineage: Eukaryota; Viridiplantae; Streptophyta; Magnoliopsida; Rosales; Rosaceae. Bases 98 to 5542 code for a protein of 1814 amino acids. The record is from RefSeq and is a predicted model, not a curated record. Gene Ontology annotation, cellular component: nucleus; cytosol. Gene Ontology annotation, molecular function: peptidase activator activity; proteasome binding. The transcript has 35 exons.